Messenger RNA from Mugil cephalus (flathead mullet), 3638 nucleotides. Its product is annotated as thioredoxin reductase 1, cytoplasmic-like. The transcript has 15 exons. Gene Ontology annotation, biological process: cell redox homeostasis; glutathione metabolic process; cellular response to oxidative stress. The coding region runs from base 574 to 2097 and encodes 507 amino acids. Gene Ontology annotation, cellular component: cytosol; mitochondrion. The record is from RefSeq and is a predicted model, not a curated record. Gene Ontology annotation, molecular function: glutathione-disulfide reductase (NADPH) activity; flavin adenine dinucleotide binding; thioredoxin-disulfide reductase (NADPH) activity. Lineage: Eukaryota; Metazoa; Chordata; Actinopteri; Mugiliformes; Mugilidae.
UAUUCUAGUUGGUGGCGGCAAUACGGUAUAAUGUUGAUUAUUAGUUGCAAUGAAAAUCAAGAAGAAGGCGCUGAUAGUGUUAUCAAACGUAGAUAUCAAUAUAGGACACAACAAAAUGGAAAUUAUUCAAAUCAACUUCGUGUGUGGAUUCACUCCAACAUGGCACAACAUCACAUGAACUCGCCAAGCAAACUAUACUUUCGAGGAUUUUGUUCUUCGUCAUCCUGGCCGUUUCUCAUUGAUAGUAAUGUUAUUUCCCACGUUUAUGUCAGCAAUGGAAUGCAUCUCAUGUCGCCUUCGGGAUUUUCCUCAAAUGUUUCACCCUCCCGCCGUUUUCCUUUGAAGGCGACUGCUCAGGCUGUUCCAACAAUAGCUCGCACUCCCACCUAUUGCCUGAAGCGAGGUACCAGAAGACGUAUGUCCACCAGAAAGCUUACUUACCGACUCAGGGUAGUUUUAUAGUGGGAUAAAGCAGCAAAGUCAGUUAAAAGAGUAUCUUAGUUGUUGUGCAUUUCGUGUAAGGUAAGGUUUUAACAACAGCUCUUGGAGUCCUGGAUUGUGGCGGUAUGAACUAUGGACCCACCAGACACACUGUCCCCGGGGCUCUAUGACUACGACCUGCUGGUUAUUGGAGGAGGAUCAGGAGGCCUGGCUGUGGCAAAGGAAGCUGCAGGGUUUAUGAAAAAGGUGCUUUUCCUUGACCUCUUGGCCCCAUCUCCAAGAGGCGCCGAGAGGGGUUCCUGUUCCGACAUAGACAGCAUCAGGAAGUUCUUGCAACAGGCAUCGCUGCUCAGGCAAGCUAUUCAAGACUCUCAAAAAUACGGCUGGAGGUUCAAACAAGAGGUGUUGCAUGACUGGAGUGAGCUGGUGCAGGCCGUGCAGGGGCAGGUGCGGUCUGCCAGCCUGGAGCUGAAGAGGGAGCUGAGGAGCUGCGGAGUCUCUCACCUCAAUGCUCAUGGACGGAUCGUGGCACCUCGCACAGUCGAGGUCACAGAUGUGGAUGGGAGGAAGAGGCGCCUGACAGCAGAAACCUUAGUCGUUGCUACAGGAACCACACCUCAGUGUCUGUGCAUACCUGGAGAAACAGAGUACUGCAUAACCAGCAAGGAUCUCCUCUCUCUGCCUCGCCCCCCAGGUCGCACCCUGGUGGUAGGUGGGUCUGCUGAGGGGCUGGAGUGCGCCGGCUUCCUCUCCGGUCUUGGGUUGCCGGUGACCGUCGCCCUGACACCCGAUCUCCUCCCUGGGUUCGACCAGAAAACGGCCAGGAAGAUAGAAAACCACAUGAUUGUUGCAGGGGUGGACUUCCUUUACCGUUGUUCACUGAGCAAGGUGGAGCAGACUAAGGAUGCUACUUCAGCAGGUGAUUCUGCAGCAGCACCUCAGCAGGGCCGUGAGGGGACACUCAGAGUGACUGUCAUCUCCAAGGAAGGCCAGACUCUACAGAAAGACUUCGAUACAGUGCUUGUCGCUGUCGGGAGGAAGGCUUGCACCAGCGACAUUGGCCUGGAGAGCGUUGGGGUUCAGCGCUGCCGGGACAGUGGCAGGAUUCUGGUGAACGAGAGGGAUCAGACCAGCGUAGAUCACAUUUACGCCAUCGGGUCGGUGCAGCACGGACGCCGCUCUGCUACGGGCCUCUCAGUGCAUGCUGGGAAACUGCUGGCUCGUCGACUCUAUGGCGGGGGCAGCGUCCUGUGUGAUUACACUUGUGUACCCACUGUCGUGCUCACGCCACUGGAAUAUGCUGCCUGUGGUCUAUCUGAGGAGAAAGCCAAGCUGACAUUUGGAGAAGCCAACGUUGAGGCGUACCACAGCCACUACUGGCCCCUGGAGUGGAUCCUUCCCGCAAGGAACAAAAACUCCUGCUAUGUGAAAGUCGUCUGCCAUAUCCCAGAUCACGAGCGUGUAGUCGGCCUCCAUAUCAUGGGCCCCAAUGCUGGAGAUAUCCUCCAGGGUUUCGCCGCUGCGAUGAAAUGUGGUCUCACCAAACAACAGCUCGAUGCCACAGUGGGCAUCCACCCUGGAUCAGCCCAGGUCCUCACCUCGUUGACCCAAACCCAGCGUAUGUCUGAGGCCUUGAUGGUGAGGGGAAACUGCUGAGGGUAGCUCCCUGCUGUCUGUCUCGUCCUGUUGGCCUAUAGCAACAGUUCGAGACAGACAGCAGGGGAGUGCUGUGUUUGAGGAGUGACGCCGGGGCAGCGUGGCCUCCUGACCACCCAAUGACGUCUUCACCUGAAGCCUGACAGACAGACAGGCGGGCGAGGACUGAUGCUCUGCUGCUGACACACUUCUAGUUUUUCAGCAUGUUCCUGUUUGUGCUCUUUAGGUUUGUUUGCACUUUCUGUGAACUUUGGUCUUUGAGUGUAACAUUGAAAUAUAUACGGUCCUGUUAAUGCAUUUCUGUAGCUCUCAAAUUUGGGGAUGAUAACAUGCUCCCUAAGAUUCCGCCUUUGAAAGGCUCUGUAAGCUUGUAGCAGGGGUUUAAAGGCUGUAGGAGAGUGAUAAGGCUCUGGGAUUUGAUGCAUGUACAUGGAGUGAAAGCUCUGGCUUAUAACUUGUGUUUUCAUUGCUAUGGCACACACCUCAGGAGCUUCAAAACCUUAAUUUCAUGUAAUGAACUAGACGGGGAUUAUGAACUUAAUCGGCAAGUGCUCUCACUUUAAUUAAUGCAAAUGAUGUCUUCAUGGAGACAUUAGGCCAGAGGUCCUGAUGCACAGUCUUAUUUGUUUUCCCUCUUUUAUACUUGCUGUCUGAUUCAACAUGACCAAACACAGAGACCGUUUUAAACCAGUGGUUUAGUACUGAUGCGAGUCAUUAAGUCUCAUACAAAUGAACUGGAGGGCAGAUAUUUCUUAAAGUCUGCCUCUGGCUCUCCGAGUUCCCCAACCACCUCAGCUCUGCGCUCUGCAUUUAGAUUAAAAAAAAUGUACAUUUGUUCACUUACAUGUUUGUGUCCUGUGCAAGGGCGUCAUUUGGAUUCUCAGUGUGACACAGUUUGUCACGAAGACGAGAUUCCAUCCACUCUGUGCUAAUGCAUGUACUUCCAUGUCCACCGUGCACCGCUGCAGAACGACUGCAUGCAAAUUAGUUAUACUCGAGACCACCUUUUGAUUCUCUCCAUGACAGACCUCCCCGUGUAAGACAGAUAUGUUAAUUAGAAAGAGUGCACGGGACUGUUUCUUUCGGCGUGUGCCUGAAAAUGCCAUUAGAGCAUAAUUUGAUCAAAGCCAAAGCAGCGUCCGUAACGUUGUGCGGCAAGGUUAAGAUGCUGUGCAGAGGUCUAUCCGUCACUGCCUGUGUGUCUUGAGCAGUGUUCAGAGGUUUUAACAGAGCCUUGCGCAGUGUGCUCUCUUGCACCGAUAGGUGGCACUGUAGCUGUAUGUUGGAUAGACGAAUGAAGCCAUGGUGUAUUUGGACAAGAACUGAAAGAAAAAUAAAAAGCAGGACAAAUAUACAGCUGUCAGGGGUGACAGUGAUUUCCAUUUCAUUAAAGGUGCUAUUGCUGCUUCUAUAAUGUUUGCAAUUGAUGUCGCCACUCGAGAUAGAGGAAGUGUUCGGAUUAAGGACCAAUACAGCAAUGCUAAAAAAAUGUUGUAUGAAAUAAAGUAAAAUUACUGAAGUAUGUCAGUAAUAUAUUUAAA